Molecule: messenger RNA, 1721 nt
Organism: Aedes aegypti (yellow fever mosquito)
Lineage: Eukaryota; Metazoa; Arthropoda; Insecta; Diptera; Culicidae
Product: protein arginine N-methyltransferase 1-like
Exons: 2
Coding region: 124-1440 (438 amino acids)
Biological process (GO): peptidyl-arginine methylation
Cellular component (GO): nucleus
Molecular function (GO): protein-arginine N-methyltransferase activity
Source: RefSeq, a predicted model, not a curated record
CAGUUCGUGACAGCGGAAUCCCGGCUCACUUGACGUACAGAAAUUUUGUAUUGGUUUCUCCCUCCCAGGUCCAAACAAAAUCAUUUAAUUCUAGUUUGGUCUUGAAUCUUAUACAGUGUACGUAUGCUCGUGCUCAUAACAUUGCAUAACGUAAGGCGGAUUUUCAUGUUGAUUGUUAAAAUCUUUGAGUUCAACUUUCUUACAGUGUACCUGAUGUGUCAAUCAACGUUCAUAAAAAUCAAAACAGUGUUUCCUUCAUCGCUUAUUCUGGAUUUUUACUGCAUUUUAUUUGUAUGUAAAGUUUUAGUGAACAUCCUGAAAAUUUGUAUUCAAAACUUGUGCUCUUUUAGCAGAACAACAGAAAGCAUCAACAUGGACACGGCUUCCAUUUCAUCCGACCACAAAGAUAACGCAGAAAAGUUGGUCACUCAGAUGAAACCCGAAGACAUGACCUCCAGGGAGUACUAUCUGGACUCGUACGCUCAUUUCGGAUCCCACGAGGAAACUCUGAAAGACGAGGUGCGAACUCUGACCUACCGCAACGCCAUAUACCACAACAAGCACCUGUUCAAGGGCAAAACCGUGCUGGACGUGGGCUGUGGCAUGGGAAUCUUGUCGCUGUUUGCCGCCAAAGCCGGUGCUGCGCGGGUUAUCGCAAUCGAUUGUUCCAACAUUAUCGAUCACGCCCGCAAGAUAGUCGAAGCGAACCGUCUUGAUCAUGUGAUUACAUUGAUCCGUUCCAAGGUGGAAGCUGUCGAGCAGCUUCCGGACGGCAUUCCGGAAGUGGACAUAAUCCUAUCCGAGUGGAUGGGAUACUGUCUGUUCCACGAGGCGAUGCUGGAUACAGUUAUCUACGCCCGGAACAAGUGGCUCAAGCCCAAUGGUAUGAUGUUCCCUGAUCGUUGCACUCUGUUUGUGACGGCCAUCGAAGAGCGCCAAAGCAAGGACGAACGGAUCAACUGGUGGGAAGACGUGUACGGGUUCAACAUGAGCGCCAUUCGGAAGGACGCCAUCAACGAGCCCCUGGUGGACGUGAUUGAUCCCCGCCAGAUCGUCACCAGCUCGUAUCUGAUCAAGGAAAUUGACAUGUACACCGUGGUCCGGCAGGAUCUCAACUUUGAAUCCCCUUUCCAUUUGAUCGCCAAACGGAACGACUUCGUCCAGGCGCUGAUCACGUAUUUUAAUGUGGAGUUUACCAAGUGCCAGCAGCGGUUGGGCUUCAGCACCUCGCCGGAGUCACCGUACACCCACUGGAAGCAGACGGUGUUCUUUCUGGACGAGUAUUUGACCGUGAAGAAGGGCGAGGAAAUCUGCGGGAAGUUUGCGAUGAAGAUGACCGGCCAGAGGAAGAAGAGCAAGGAGUUGAAGUUUACAAUCGACGUGCGCUUCGAGGGGGAGCUGGCACAGAUUGUGGAGAGCAAUCAGUAUUUGAUGCGCUGAUGGAUUCGGCCAACGAGUUAUUUUCCGGAAAGCUGUUUAUAGCUGUUAAGUUUAGUUUUACUGCUCAGAAAAGCAAUGACAAGUCUUAAAAUCACAGAAAGUGAACUAUCUCGCUAUCAGAGAUAGAAAAAAAUGAAUUCGAAUCAUUAUUAACUUUCAGACAAACAUUCGUGCAAGUUAAAUCUCCUUUUUGUAUAAAAUCAUUAGAAUUAAUGUAUGUCCAAUGGUUCUACAUCGGUCAGAAAUAUACGGGAACAUUCUCAUAUGAAUAUGAAAAAGGA